This is a messenger RNA of Saccharomycopsis crataegensis, 1005 nucleotides long. RefSeq names its product Mcp1p (gene MCP1). Gene Ontology annotation, cellular component: mitochondrial outer membrane. The transcript has a single exon. Bases 1 to 1005 code for a protein of 334 amino acids. NCBI's taxonomy places the organism in Eukaryota, Fungi, Ascomycota, Saccharomycetes, Ascoideales, Saccharomycopsidaceae. Gene Ontology annotation, biological process: lipid homeostasis; mitochondrion organization. The record is from RefSeq and is a predicted model, not a curated record.
AUGGGAAGUGAACUAUCUGAAAGCGUGACAUCGCUCAAAAAUGUGACACCUGCUCCUAUUGAUGGCCUGGAAGACGAAUUGGAGGAAUCGUUCGUGUUGACCCCAGAGCCGCAGCCGCGCAAAUAUUUUGGUGUACCAAUAUUCAAUCGCUCUAAUCCAGACAUAUAUCGGACUACGAACAAUUUCCUCGGAGCUAUUCAGAAAUACUCCAGCUAUUCAUUCACUGGGUUUUUAAUUCUUCAUUCGAUCAAUGUUCUCGUGACUCCUGCCAUUAACGUUGAUGUCGCUGAAGAGACCUUUAUGAUGGCUCGUGAUAUUUACCAACAAGAGAAUGUGGAAAAAUGGUUAGUCUUUGGAAGUUUAAUUGCCCAUGUGGCUUCUGGUCUAGCUAUUAGGGUUAUUAGAACUGUCAAAAACUAUUUUAGUCGGAGAAAUCAGGCAAAGAAUAGUAAAAAGAACAAAUCCCAGUUCAGUCAGCAACUCGCGAUGGAACAACAAGCAAAAUAUAAUUCCCAAACUCAAGACUAUGAGAUAACCGAUGAAUCGGUUGGUCUUGGAGGCUGGUUUGGUGCGUUCAAACUUGGGAUUCGUCGUUCAAAAAUAGCAUCACUAUUAGGGGUAACCCCAGUACAACUCUCGGGACUUCUAUUGGUGCCGGUACUUGGAUACCAUAUUCUAAAAGAAAGAAUUGCCCCCCUUAUGAUUGAUGGUGACUCUUCACUCAUUAAGCUCGGGUAUGUUGCUCAUGCCUUUGCUAAAAGCAACAAAUUGGUUCUGUACCUUGGUUUUGGAUCAUUGAUAUACUUGACCCUCUAUCAUGUGGUUGCAGGGUGGAUGAAAUAUUUGAAAAUUUAUAGCCAAACGCAGCGGAGAAGAGGUUUUUUGUUAGUUAACGGAUUAACCUUAUUGGGGAUGUUUAGUUUAUCCAGAAUUGUCAGUAUGGGCGCAGAGCAUGGGACUGUUGGUAAAGCUUACGAUGCGUACAUGAAUUAUUCCCCUUUGUGA